GGCCAAACAGAUUAAAUGGAUUUAUGUGCAGCACUAUUUAAGUAGCGGAGGGAAGAGUCACAGGCUGAACGCUGGUACAGAUGUUGACUGAGUAAGAGAAGGAACAAGACUCAAAGUGACAACAGAACUCUUCAGACCUGCUCCCCCCUCUCGUGGCAGACGUCUGCACCCAGCAGAGGAUGCAUCUGGUCCUCAUGGCAGCGGUGCUGGCGGCAGUGGGCGGGGUGGGGCGGGGCUGCAGCUUCGACUGCCGGCCCACCAUCGUCCGGAUCCCCGUGGAGAGCUGUGGCAGCACCGAGUACAUCGACACCACGGUGUGUGCAGGGCAGUGCCACAACAAGGAUCCGGUCUACGUCAGCAAACAGGGUCUGGAGAAGCAGAGCAGCUGUAACGGUGACUGGUCGUACGAGGUGAAGCACAUUAACGGAUGCCCGGUGCCGGUCACCUACCCGGUGGCCAGACACUGCAACUGCUCCAAAUGUAACCCGGAUGACACCGACUGCGGCCCCUUCCUCGGGGACGUCCCCAGCUGUCUGUCCUCCCUCCACUCUCUCUCUCUGUUCACACUGGACUGAAGUACACGCUCAAGUAAUGGAGUUUUGUUUCCUAGUCUCUGAAAUGUGUUUUAUCGUAUAUAAGCAAUGAAAUGAAUGAAAUUAAAACUACUACCCCUUAAAGCCUC
Molecule: messenger RNA, 682 nt
Organism: Platichthys flesus (European flounder)
Lineage: Eukaryota; Metazoa; Chordata; Actinopteri; Pleuronectiformes; Pleuronectidae
Gene: fshb
Product: follicle stimulating hormone subunit beta
Exons: 3
Coding region: 180-575 (131 amino acids)
Biological process (GO): ovulation; G protein-coupled receptor signaling pathway
Cellular component (GO): cytoplasm; extracellular region
Molecular function (GO): hormone activity
Source: RefSeq, a predicted model, not a curated record